AACAAACCAGCAAAACUUCACUCUUUCACUCCUUCACUCACUCUUUUCUCUUUCAAGGGCGGGGGCGUCUGUUCUUUAUUCGCAAGUUUUCCUGUCAGCUUCGAAAUGGACUGGUUCCGCAGCCGGUUUGCGUCGGGCAGCUCGACGGGUGGCUUCACGACGAGUCUCGCGUCGAGUGGCGGGCAGUCGCUGAGCGCAUCGUCGUCGUCGUCGUCGUCGUCGUCCGCACUCCAGUCGUCAUCAGCAGCAUCAAACUCAGCCUCAGGAACGACGACUGUUGCAGGCGGGUCGCUGCUGGCCUCGGCUGAAGCAGUGGCUGCCGCGCAGGGACUCCACGGCGGGCUCCAGCUGCCCGGCACAGCCCUCGCAGCGCUCCCCUCCGUCCACACAGCCACUGCAACUGGGACCUCUGGGACAACGACCACUUCUGCUGGCAGCAGUGGCUCGGCGGCCGCCGCGUCCGUCUCGAUGAUGAUGAUGAAUGGGCUCUUGUGCAAAAAGUGUUACACGGACAUGUCCCUCUUCCAGCACCGCGUCGCCGUCAGCGCGUCGUCGAGUGGUGCAAAGGCAUCUGCAGUCGCAUUGCCGGCCGUCGGGAACGCGGCGUGGACGGCGUUCUGCUGCUCUCAGCCAGCAGCCACCAAUGCAAACCCCAAUCCGACGUCGCCGUUGUCGUCGCCCGCUGCUGCUGCUGCUGCUGCUGCUGCUGCUGCUGCUGCUGCUGCUGCUGCUGCUGCUGCUGCUGCUGCUACAGCCACCGCGUCGCAGCCAGUCAUCAGCGCGUCUGCGACACUGGCAAUGCUGUGGCAACGCUACGUCGAAGCGCUGCGAACGGCGGAUCUGGUCGCCGUCGACCCGCUGCUCGACGACUUUCUGGUCGUCCUGCUCGAGCAGAACGCGAACGUCCGUGCAUUGCGCGAGCCUGUCAACCUCUCCGAUGCGGCAACACUGUCGUCUGCGCCAAUGCUGGCUUCGCUCGUGUCCAACCCGGCGUCGGCGGCCACUCGUGCCCCGAUUCGGCGCGCUUCCAGCACAAUUUCCACAAGUCGCUCCAGUGGCGCUGCUGCUGCUGCUGCUGCUGCUGCUGCUGCUGCUGCGACACGACAAGACUCGUAUGCACCAGACGAGCCAUUGUCACCGGCACCGCUGUCUGCCACAGAAGCCACCGCAUUAGCCACAUCGACCAUCUCGACCGGCACGAUCGUGCCUCCAAUGUCGGUUGGCGCCUUCCCUUUUUCGUCUGUCGGUUCCAGCAGCGGCACCAACGGCGGCGGCAGCAGCAGCAACAACAGCACUGAGACGAUGCGACCAGACCCGAUGGGCUCUGGCAGCAUGGGCCGAAUGUCGGGCCACCCGUACGAAGUUGUCGUGUGUGUCGCCAUCGCCCUCAACGAAACGGCGCGAAACCUACCAACAGCCUUUGAGGGUUUGCAAUACUCGGCCACCGGCGAGCUCGCCAGCCAACCCCCAUUCCGCUACUGCAUUAAUCUCGUCAAAUCCGUCAUUGUCUUGGCCCGUUAUCCGCGCAACCGUCCCAUGCUCAUCCACCACGAUGUGCUCGGCUCGCUGAUCAACUUGAUGCGCUUUAUUCUUGCGCGACAAACCGGCCUGGCCAGCUUGCUGUCCUCCUCUUCAAACGCCUCGUCGGCGGUCGGGACACCGACAGGGAGCAUGCGCAGCAACUCGAGCAUAUCGGUCCAUCAUCGCAGCCGUCAGAACAGCGUCAACGGUGCCACCAGCUACUUUGCCGGCAUGAGCGUGCCCAGUUCCAGCUCCUCAUCGAAUGGCCUUUUGGGCGUGGGUUUGGAGACGCAGACCGCCAGCGAGCGGAUUGCAGACUUUCUGGCCGUGCUCUUCUCGCUGUGCUUGUCGGCUGUGGAGCAUUUGGUCGACUCUGAGUUUGCUUGGCGCCGCUACAUGCUGACCUGGGACUCGGCUUUUGAACACGAGGUGGCUGGUACUGGCAACAGCGGCAGCAGCAGCAGCAACAGCGACUCGUCGUCAACGUCGCUUUUGACGCCAACCCUGUUCACCCCGGUCUCUCUUGCAAGCUCAAAUAUGGUGGCAAAUGCAGCCGCCACAGCUCAGUCCUUUGAGCAAUGGGGCGAGGGCUUGCUGCCGGCGCUCCUCGAAGUCGUCAUUGACGGCCUUAAAAUGCUGCAGAUCGUCCUCGCGCGGAGCAAAUCCCUGUCCGAUCGCGACUAUGCACUGCAAGAGCGAUUGCUCCAUACUCUGGCAUGCGUCUCGCUGGGCAAUCCAACUGCCCAGAAUUCGCUCCGUGAGAUUGGCGGCCUCGAAGCGCUCGUGUCCUUCCUCGGGUGGAAGGCCGGGUUCCAGGCCCUCAAUUCCAACACUUCGAACGUCAACUCGGCAGCCGAUGACGCGCUUGACAUGACUGCUGAAGAUGAUGCGCUCGAGUCUGUCGUACCACUUGGCCUGACAAUUCCACAACCUUCUGCUGCAGUAGCGUACGGGAUGUCCGGCGACUCGUCGCUGUCGACGUCUCCCUCUGUAGCCAUCUAUCCAACCUUGAGCAGUACUUCUUCUAAAUCGAAUGCCGGUGAUUCGCUCGAAAACGGCCCCGCCAUGCGCAUUCCGCUCACACAGGACGUGCUCUUGUCGCAGUUCGAGCAACCUGCCGCGUCGCAGCCGCCAGCAACACCCCGUCUUUCGUUGCCAUCCCCCGGCAUCGUUGUGCCGCCCUCCAUGCUCCACUGGCGUGCCAAUGUUUCCCAGACAUUUCUGCGGAAUGAGUUCCGGACACAACUUCUCGCCUGGCACAUUCUACGCAUUGUCACGAUGGCCAAUGAAGUGAACGCCAACAGGCUCGAAAAGAUGGGCGGUCUUCAGAAGGUGGUGGAUUUCUUCCUGUGGGUGAUUGUUCACUCGUCGCGCCUCGACACCUUGGAUGAGGACGCCUUCUUUGGACUGAACACGUUUCCGCUCGCGCGCAGUUUCCGGACAUCGGUGCUGCCCACCAAGCCUGCCUCGUCGUCCAGCAAAGACUCGAGCACUGCGACCAGCACCAACUCCAACUCGUCGACCCUGCUCGCUGCGGAGCGGUUUAACGCUCUGUUCAAGCUGGACGUUGGGCAGCAGCUGGCGAACGCAUCGCGCGAUACACCACACCAUCGCGUGUAUGCUCCAACGGUGCCGCUCACCUUGUCUCUCGAUUCGCAGCACGCUCCGACGCGCAGCCGUGCGAUGGAUUUGCUUUUGCAAAUGCUCUUUUCGUCAUGCGUACAACGCUACGAUGCGUCCUCCUCGGAUUGGCUCUCUGGGGGCCACCUGUUCCCACAGUACAGCGAGGGCAAUGCUGGCAAAGCAGGCUCGCACCACUCUGAAUCGGGUGCUGACUCCACGGCCUACGGGCUCAACUGGGGCGCGUCGCCAUCGACUUCCUCUGUCGAAUCAACGCCAGCCAGUCCCUCGAAUACCAACAAGUUCUAUCGGCCCACGCCUUGCUCGUCCGAAAGCUGCCUGGAACUCUUGUUUUGGGUGUUUGAUCCAAACGUCCGACCAACCCAAGAAAAUGAGCUGGCGCGCUCCUACUUGUUUGAUGUCAACCGCUCCAAAGACUUUCAGUUCCUCGUUAUUGAGUUUAUCGCUCGCAUUUUCGCGCAAAACAAUGAACGUCUCAUCGAGAUUUGCGCCAACCAUCGCUGGCUGGACAUCCUCUUGUCAGAGUACUUUUCCGGGCUCACCUUCCCGCUCCUGUUGAGCACAGACCCGUCGCAACGGGUCCUUCGCGUGCUAGCGCAAAAUGUGGUUGAGCUAAUACUCUACACGGGCACCCUGCCAACGACGAUGGGCAACGACCUUCAGUGUGACCGCAUCCUGCAGCUUUUGAGCUUCCUGUCGGACUAUCCCCUUUCGCUCGCGGAAGCCUGCACCGCUCUCAUCAAGCUCCUGACGAACGCACGAGCAGCGACGCAUGCUGCGCUCGAGCAGCUCGAUUUUCUCUCCACCGUGACGACGCUUGUCUUCAAGUUUAACGAAACGCUCAGCGUCCUAUCCCGCCCGCAACACGAGGUUUCGGCAACGAGCGCGGAGGCAGUGUUGGCCAUGGACGCUGAGAAUUCAAUGCUCCAGCAAGGUGGCUCGCUCUUGUCGGUUGCAGAGCUGCCAGAAGACGAUGACACGAUCAGCAUCAACACGACCGCAACGGCAAUCACGUUGCAACCUACCACCACCACCCAGUCAACCCGCGCUCCUUCGCCCACGCCAUCCUCCGUGUCUGGUAUCUCGACCACCUCCGCAGCUCAUCCGCAAACAGUUGUGCGAAUUCACUUUUCCAUGAACGAGCUGAGUCGUGCUCGGCAAGCGCUUGUCGCAGUCAUCAACGAGUUUAUCUUUGUCGACAAUCCGAGCGCCCUGCACUACGUGUUUGCGCACAAGCCCACGCUGCAUUUGCUACACUCGUUCCUGUCCGACGUGGACAUUCCGUUCGCCUUGUGGAAGUGGUCGCUGCGUCGAUCCAGCGAUCUUGUCCGCGUUAUCGUGCCCGGCGACUCUGUUCGUGCUGAAACGGUCGAAUUCCUGCGAUCGUACUUGGAGGUGCUGAGCCUGUCGAUGAACUUUGUCCAAAAGCCAGACGCUGCAACAACAGCGGGCGCAAAAGUCGCCGUCGCGAACGAGUCCCCCUCUGCGACAAGCGCAUUCCACGCAGCUCUGGCCGGAAGCACUACCAGCUCGUUACCUGCGACCCCACACAUUGGUGCAACGUCGGGCGGCUCCCGCAACAGCAGCCGUCAUCGUCAUGUGAGCACGGCCGAGACGAUGGCGCAACCUGUGCAUGCAAUGGGCAUGUCUUCCCUUCGGAUGCACUUGUUGCAAGGCAUUCGACGCAUGCUUCAAGGCGAGAACAACCGGACGUUCAUCCAGAAUGCCUUUGUCGAAGCAACGUGCUUUGUCAAGAUUGUCAGCGUGCUGAGCGUUCCCAUCGUUCCUCCAGAAGCCUCUGCCGCCGCUGCAGCCGAGCAGCAAAGCAUUGCGAUUGGCCUUGGACGAGGCAACCCCCCGAGCGCGCCAACGAGCAGUGGCGGGUCGCCGCAGACACCCGCGCCAGCCGCGAUCGCAGCAGCACUCAGUGCCGUUCUGAGCGAUCCCACUGGACCGUCGUCGCAGGCAUCCACAGCCGCCACCUUGCGGGCUUUGGCCGAGAACAGCACUGCUCUCUGCGCCGAAAUCCUCCGGACGUUGACUGCGCUUGUCGCUGGUUCCAGCACAAGCAAAGAGGUCUUCCGCGAGCAGGUGGGCUUUUCAAACCUGCGCGAGCUGUUGCUGCUCACGCUGAACGGCACCAUGCCUCGCGAAGUCCUGUCUGUUCUGUUUGACAUGCUCGUCGACGGCAACUUCAACCUGCAACACCGCUUUGCCAUCCAGCACCAGCACGUCAUCUUUCUGCUCUUUGAUCUCCUCCCAUUCAUGUCUCACCGCGACCGCCUCUGGACGAUUGACACACUGACCGAGCUGGUGAACAAGUCCUUUAGCAACAAGACGCGCUGCUGCGAUGCUGGUUUGAUUGGCGUCGUGCUGACCACCAUCGCCCCGUCCGCAUUCACUGCCAGGGCAUAUGGACGCCGUCCCGAACGACCACCAGCCGAACCGGCGGUGGAUGAUGCUGCCGUCGCUACAGCAGCCGCUGGGCAGUCGCCGGAAGCAUCCAGCACCGAGAUUUUGCCUGCCAUGACUGCCGACGAACACAAAAAGCAAAUGUCCUUCAUUGAGCGUCUCGUUCACUUGAUUGAAGUGCUGGGUGCGCACUCCAUCUCUGCCGGCGAGCUCAAGCAACUGGUGGGACUGCUGCGGCCAUCCGAGUCCUUGCUGCGUCCGCUCUUCUGGGUUCGGCUCCAACGCGCGUUGCAAAUCAUGACCGCCAAAGACGGACCGCUGCUGUUCUUUGACUUUCCACAAAGCCGCAAGUCCGGCCUGAAUGUCCCGGCCAUUGAACGAUGGGGUAACAGCAACGGCUACACCUUCCACACAUGGAUCCGCCUGGAGUGGUACGAUGCCGCGAUGCAGGACGGUACCAUCUCAUCGGCCUCUUCAUCGGGCUCUUCCUCGCGGUAUGCAUCGCUGUCGUCCUCCACAGUCACCUCUGGACCUGCUGGCGUUUCUGCGCCUCCUUCUUCUUCUUCUUCUUCUGCUUCCUUUGGAUCGGCCCUCGGGAAGCAAAAGGACUAUGAGCCCCGUCUGUUUAGCUUUUUCACAGCCAGCGGGCUGGAUGGGUUUGAGGCGUAUCUGAAUGACGCACACCAUUUGGUGUUAUCAACCUGGCACCAUGGCGAUCGAAAGUCCAUCGAGUUUACCAAGCACUACUUCCUCGAGCAUCGGUGGUAUUGCAUUGCCAUUUCUCACCGUCACUCGCGCAAGCCCUGGGGAUCCAGCGACGCAAUUCUUUACGUGGAUGGUCAAAUGGUCCAGCGAGAGCAGUUCCGCUACAUUUCUGUGAGUGAGCCGCUGACCAAUUGCCACAUUGGUGCCGGCCGCAAGGUGGCCCCUGGAACCGCUUUCACUGCCGAGGCAUCGUCAUCAAGUGCUUCAACACCUCAGCAGCAGCAGCAGCAACAGCAACAGCACCAACAGCAACAGACGGGAGGCAAUCGCAUCACCAGCUUGUUCGGACAGAUGGGCGCCUUGUACCUCUUCAUGGACGUCCUCACACCCGCCCAGCUGGCCUCCAUCUUCACCUUGGGUCCCAAUUACAUGUCGACCUUCCAGCCAACGGAUGCCCCCAACCACCCCGAGCGAUUCUCUGCCCUGUUUGAUGGAUCGCUGGCAAGCCGAAUUCUCUUCAACUACAAUGCCAAGGCAUGUCGCGGCAAGCUGUGCUUGGAUCUCGCCGCGUAUCGACGAAUGGAUGCCCGGUUGCUGGGUUACCAGUGUGUCACGCAUUCGAUUCGAGAUGUGACCAACUGUCUGGGUGGCGUGCAGCUCUUCUUUUUGCUCAUCCCGCAAAUGGAUUUGCCGCUCUUUGUGCCGAAUUGUGCGCCUGGCGUCCUGUCCGAGUCGUCUCGCACCUCCACCGCCAACUCGUCCACGCACUCCCUUCUCAAUCUCACUGCAUCCGUCCCAGCAACUGGCUCCGGCGAAGCUGGGAAUGGGCCGUUCGAGGAGCACAUUGACGCCCAGGCCUGCCCGCACUUUAUCGAUCUUUUGGCGGACCUGAUUUUGGGCAACACUCUCAACCAGGAAGCCAUGCUGCAGUGCGCCGGCUUUGCAACCAUCUCGAUGUUGCUUCAGCAAGUCAACCCCAAGCACCUGUCGCAUUCAACGUUGCGCUCCAUUCUUCGUGUGCAGCAAAUGCUGGUUGCGUCUGGCAGCUGGGACCUGCUGCAUGACCUCAACAUGUCGCUGACGUUUGACUUUCGUCUUUGGAUGUACGCCGAUGUCAGUGUGCAAAUUCAACUGAUGCAGCUCUUGCUGUCGACCAUUGUCGAAGAACCCGUCUGGGCGCGUCGCUUUUUGGGUGUUCAGUUUCUGCUGGAUACGCUCAGCACGUGCUACUGGUACGCGCCGACCGACCAUCGUCACAUCAUUGGCGCCUCGUCCACAAUGUCCAUCCAUCCUUGGUUUAUGCCCAAUGUCGGCCGUUCCACCACCGGACCAGCAAGCGGCGGAACAGCAGCAGGCGGUUUGACCUUCUCGUUGGCCGGCUCGAGCGCGUCGUCUUCCUCCUCCUCCUCCUCGUCGUCGUCGUCCCUGCCCAAUGUGUUUUCAUCGAGCGGGCCCCAAGUUGUGCGACGGGAGCGCCUUCCUCCGGAUCAGAUCAAGCGUGUGCGCCAGCAGCUGUUCGUUGCGCUCCGCCAGUAUCUCACCAAAUCGCCCACCCGAGAUGAGGUUGCUGCGUUGGUCGGAUUCCUCGCCAACUGCCCAGACCACGCCCAGGUCUCAGAGAUGCUCGAGUUUAUUGUGCGAAUCGCCUCCGGGCCCGACCAAAACAACUUGCUCGAAUUGUUUGCCACGACGGGUGGCUUUGAAACCUUGCAUGGCAUUCUUUCCAGCCGCUUGGAAAGCACUCGUAUUUAUGCACUCCGACUGAUUGCAAUCUUCCGAAGCAACGAGUACGUGUCGGAAAAGACGCGCCGCCGUUUCCGCAUGGACGAUGUCGGGCCACACGGCCUGGCCGCAGCGCUUGCCGUGCACGAACUCACAGAACCCAUUUGCAACCAGCUGCUGGAGAUGAGUGUGACAAAGAUCACCACGCAUUCCACCGUGCCGAGCGCCGCUCCGACUCCCGCCUCAAUGUCGCCGCCGUCGUCGCCGCCUCCCGUUGGUGGGCCCUCGGACUCAGCUUACCCGAGCCGAGCCGACGAUGAUGCUGCUGACCGCGAAAGCAUGUUGGGCUCGACCGAGUCGCUCGCUGUCACGACGACCGUCACGUACGAGCUCAAGAACGUUCCGAUGCUCUGCUGCGUCCUGCGCCUGUUGCGACAAGCCGAGCCGGGCCUCGCGUUCAAAAUUGUGCAAACAGUCAUUCUUCCGCUCUUUUCUCAUCCCUCCUCGUGCGCCACCUUUGUCAAGCAGGCGCAAGGCUGGUCGGAGCCCUUGUUCAGUUUGCUUGCUGCUCGAAACGCCGAUGCCGUCUCGUCAGAUGAGCCUCGAUCGCCCCCGUUCGGUCGCACGAGCUUCUCAGGCGCAGGCGGUCUAACAUCCACGACCUCGUCUGCCGUUAGCAUGAGCAGCGUCGCUGCACCGGCCUCGCCGGCCCCGCAACGCCCAGGAGGUGCCGCUCCUUUCGAGCGCGAGGCACUUCCACCCCAGUCGCCCUCCCCGGUACCUGGUGCUCCCUCCGGUCCUUCUUCUUCCGUGGGCUCGGCGUUGCGGCGGAGCAUGUCCUCGCUCGGCAGCUUCAAGCGCCAUCGCAGCGGCACUUUCCAGGUUGGAUCCGCUCACAGCACUGCGGCCAUCACUCUGCGCGAUGCAGUACUCGACACAACGCACAAUCUCGUGUGGGCUUCGUUCGAGUCGGACAAGAAGGCGUGGAAGCAGCUCGAAGAAGCCCUGCUCAUGAUUGAGGUCGUCUUCCCCUUCGACACGGAGCUGGCAGUCGUGUUGAAGCGCAGCCUGCUCAUGCGCAUCCUUCAAGCUUGCACGUCGGCGGUCGCGGCCGCCAGCGCGCCUUCUGCAUCGUCAACCGCAACCACUACUGCUUCCAGCAUUGCCGACCCCAACGCGCUCGGACGCGUGAGCAGCACCCUUCUGAACAACUGUGUUCACGUCUUGCAUGUGUGUGAAGAGUUUUUGUUCUUUAUUCCCCCGCCACCGACGCACCACAUCAUGGGGCGCCAGUCUUCCGUCACUUUGACGCAGACUGAGCACGACCAGCACUCUCGCGCUGACGCGCAACAGCAAGUGCAGCAGCAGCUUGCAGAGGCCACCUCUGGCAUUGCUGGGGGCCAAGCUCUGCAGUCCAACAAUGCUCGUGCAUCCCAAGUCGGUCUUGGGAACAUGAGUGGACUUUACGCAGCUGCAGGUGCCACGUUCAUUCCUCCUGCGACGACGACCUCCGCCAUCGCCUCUUCCUCUUCCUCCUCCUCCUCCUCCGCUUCCACGACCGGCACUGGCCAACCAGGAUCUGCGACCACAAUGACCAUCGCGCCCAGCACCGAUGGAAAGACAGUCACGCUGGACAUUCGCUUGGAUGCGAACGGCGAGUGGGAGGACACGAACGUUGCGCAGGGCACGCUGUUGUUGCUCGAACGAACCGGACUGUUUGGCCUGUCGACGUUCAACUCGUUCGACCUCGCAAGCGGCGGUAAAACGCACGUGCGUGCUGGCGGUGCAAUCCGCCUUGGUCUGCGCAUGUUGCUGUUUGCUUUGAAGAACAGCUCGCGCGUGGUGUGCGAGCGCGCGUGUGACCGAGUGCGCUAUCUACUCGACCGGCAUUUGAACGAGCCUUCGUCCAUCGAUCGUGUCUUGUACAUUAUGUGGCACUUGUGCGAUGCCCUCGGCCUGUCUCUCCGCCGCGAUCGCUGCUCCAACUACAAGCCCAUCAUUGCGGUGCUUCGCUCGCUCUUGCGCAAGUGGCGUCCGGCUCUCAACGCCAUCCUUCGCAUGGAUUUGCCUGCCACCUCGUCAUCGACCUUCCCGCAGCAGCAGCAGCAGCAGCAGCAGCAAAGUGCCGUUGCAAACAACAUGGCGGCUGGCCUAGUGUUUGACGUGGGCAUGGGCGUGCCCUCCCCGUUCGUCCCAGUCACUGGCGAACCACUGCUCUCGAACGAAGCGCUUCUGGAGGAUGAUACUCCGACGGAUGUCUUCCUGUCGUUCAUCCUAUCUCCUCCGUGGAUUCAAGCUCUGACUUGUUGCGUGCUGCCGCGUGCUCAAACUGUGGACACGACCGACUACUUGUCCUACGCGCCCUACCUGAGCAAGCGUCGGCCGCGUCGAAUUGAUGCCGUGACCAACAAGCUGGAUAAGCAGCGCAUUGCCGAAGCAGUGAGCGAAAACAAGUACAAGGAGAUGAUUGUUCAGCCGCACAAGGAGCGGCGGCUCGAAGAGGAAGAUCGUCGCGACGUGCUUGUGCAGCAACGUGAAAGCGACCGCCGCGCCAUUGUCCGCCAGUGGAAGACAACCCUCCAAUUCUUCACCAGCGAGCGCGGUGUGCUGGCGUCGCGUGUGGCCGCGCCCGUGUACUGGAAGCUGGAUCGCACCGAAAACGUCAGUCGCAUGCGCCGCAAGCUUGUGCGCAACUACAACUUUGACAAUCACGCCGCUGCCAGUCUCGCGCGCGAUGCCGGCACGCGGAGCGAGUCGGUUUCGGCUCAACGGCGCGCCGCAGCGUUUGCCAGCCUCCAAGCCCAAGAGGUGGAGGUGAUGCCUGGCAUCACCAACAUGGAGGUCAAGGUGCGCGUUUUGGACGAAGACGCCAUCGCCGACGACGAAUGGAGUAUGCUCACUCAGAGUGGAACUGCCGCGUCGUCUUCGUCGGCUUCGUCAUCGGGCGGAUCCGGGGCUGGCAGCAGCAGUCUGCGAACGGCUGGCGAGACUGGCAGCGGAUCCAGCACGAGCGCGUCCGCCGGCGGCAGCAGCGCAUCGGGCACAGCCUCUACUCUUGCCAGCUCGUCUGGACAAGGUGCCGGAGGUGCAAGCUCAAACAACAGCGCCAUUUUGCUCUCCGUCCCUUGCGAGUUGGUCUCUCUGAUGGUGUCUACUCCUGGUCGCCUCGAUAUCACGGCGACACAUGCGCUGUUCUAUGCAUCCAAGCACUCGGAAAGCAUGAAUGCGAUCAGCGUCGAGUUGCUUGAGCUGGUCGACACGGCGCCUCGUGAUUACAAGUGGCCGCUCGGACAAAUCGUUCAGGUGCACUUGCGUCGGCACUUGCUCCGUCGCUCCGCCCUCGAAAUCUUCUUGGCGGAUCGCACCAACUAUCUGCUGAACUUUGCCAAGAAAGACCGCAACCGCGUCUACGGCAAAAUUCUCUCCCUGCGCCCGCAAAAUUUGGUCUUUGCCGACUCGCGCUCGCCCGCAGAAAUGCUCCGCAAGUCGAACUUGACUGCGCGCUGGCAGAAAGGGCAGUUGAGCAACUUUGACUACCUGAUGCAGCUCAACACGAUCGCCGGUCGCACCUACAAUGACUUGAACCAGUAUCCCGUCUUCCCAUGGGUGCUGAGCAACUACGAGUCGGAGGUGCUGGAUUUGAACGACCCGCAAAACUAUCGCGACCUGUCCAAGCCUGUCGGCGCGCUCAACCCAAAGCGGCUCGAAUUCUUCUCUUCGCGCUACGAGCAGUUUAUCGAUCCCUCCGGAGUUGUGGACAAGUUCCACUAUGGCACGCACUAUUCGACGGCAGCGACCGUGUUGCACUACUUGGUGCGUCUCGAGCCCUUCACCACCCUGCACGUGCAUCUCCAGGCAGGCAAGUUUGAUCAUGCCGAUCGCCAGUUUACCUCCAUUCCCGCCGCUUGGAACAGCUCGUACAACUCGACUGCCGAUGUCAAAGAGCUCAUCCCAGAGUUCUUUUACAUGCCCGAGUUCCUCGAGAACAGCAAUGGCUUUGAUCUCGGCGUCCUGCAGAAUGGCAAGCGUCUCAACCACGUCGAGCUGCCGCCUUGGGCCCGCACCCCUGAAGAGUUCAUCCGCAUCCACCGCGCCGCCCUCGAGAGCAACUAUGUUUCCGAGCACCUGCACGAGUGGAUUGACUUGAUUUUCGGCUACAAGCAGACGGGCAUCGAAGCCGAGAAGGCGUGCAAUGUGUUUUACUAUGUCACGUACGAAGGUGCCGUGAAUCUGGACGCCAUCACCGACCCGCGCGAGCGUGCUUCCCUCGAGACGCAAAUCAACAACUUUGGCCAAACGCCUGCGCAGUUGUUGAAAAAGCCGCAUCCGCCCCGCAACGCCGGGGCCUACUCGCUGACAGGAGCGCUGCCAGUUCCGUUGGCUGGCCAUUUCGCGUUGGCCGCAGGCUCUGCUGUCGCCCCCGCGAGCGUCACGGUCGUCAACAACACGACGAGUGCCGCAGUCGACUCGUCGUCGUCGUCGUCGUCGUCGUCGUCCACGAGCCAAACAACCUCCAACAACGCAGGCAGCAACCGACCGCGUAGCCAGGUCAUGAGCAAGGCAAAUGCAGAGAAACUGCGCGCUCUCGGCGCCGGGGUUGCGACCGAGCAUGAUGGCAGCGCGCCUUCAUCUCCUGGUCCUGCUUCGCCGAGAGCAGCAGCGGCUCCUCCUGCAACGCCCACCUCAGCGACGGUCAUUUCGACGAGCGCGGCACCACCGCCGUCCUCGGCAGGCAGCAACAAGCGUGUGCUCACCUCCGCGUGGUUCUCGCCGCUUUCGGCCAAGGAGAGUGGCAUUGGUUCGAACGCCGUCAUGUCCACGUCCUCUUCGUCCUCGAGUCAGGCGAUCGUCGAUUCCCCCUUCGCAGCCUCCGUGUUUGCCCAGCUCGACCACUUGAAGCCGUACUAUGUGACGCUCUGCGACGAGCCUGUGGCGUUUGUCAGCUUGCCAGAGACACCAUUGUACGCGUUCAUCUACAACGGGUCGAUGGACAAGGUCGUGACCAUUACCGAGGAAGGCUUGAUUGGCGCGCACUCGUGGGUCCCGACGCCGACGGCCGAGGGCAUGCCAUUCUCGUUCGAGCGCGACAUGGUCGAUCGUUAUGUUGGCGGCCCGUUUGCUCAGCAGCUCCAGGUCAAUCCGCGCCUCUUCCACCUCUCGCUUGACGGUCGCGUCAUUUUCAGCGGUGGCCACUGGGACAACUCGCUGAAGAUGACUGCGACCGACUCUGGACGCAUCAUCCAGUCGUUGAUUGGGCACUCGGACAUUGUGACGUGCAUUGCGCUCGACAAUGACAGUGCCAUCUGGGCGUCGUCCAACACUUCUCUUGGCAGCGUGUCCUCAGCUGCUGGAUUUAUGAGCGGGGCCGGUGGCAAUGCAGGAGCUGGCAGUGGCAGCGGCAACAAUAGCGGCCCCACCAGCGGUGCCAACGCGAACGCAAGCACGUCUUCGGUUGGCUCUGCUGGGUCCAGCGGCGCCAUCGGUAUCAUCGGUGCCUCGGGUGGCGUUGGCAGCAGCGGUGCAGGCAUUGGCUCAACCCAGCUCUCGAGCGGCCUGAGCAGUGCUACUUCGUCCGCCAUCGGUGGAGGCACCGCCAUGUCGACCCUGUCUUCCACCAUGGCUCCUGUAUCCUCCAUGGUCACGUCGGUCGUUGGUGGUGGUACGAUCGUCGGUGCCAGGUACCUGGUCACAGGCUCUCGCGACACCACUUGUAUUAUUUGGGAGGUCUUGUACUACUCCAGUGGGACGAUCGCAAAGAUCAACGAACGGCCGUUCCAGCGGCUGCACGGUCACGACCAUGAGGUGUGCAGCGUCGCCAUCAACACUGAGCUCGACAUUGUCGUCAGCGGCUCCAAAGAUGGCACCAUCAUCAUCCACACUGUUCGCCAGGGUCGAUUUGUGCGAAGCAUCAGUCCACCCGUCCCCGAAUGGUGCAUCAUCAAGCAUCGUCGCCCGCACAUCAAGCUGGUAUCCAUCACCAACAACGGAUCCAUCUUGUGCUACGGCGAGCAUGCCAUGAACGGUGAAAAGGAAUCCCACAUGCUGUACCUGUACAGCAUCAAUGGAAAGCUGCUGCAGUCACGCUCGUUCCACAACCGCGUUCGUGAUUUGACAUUGAGCAAGAGCGGCGAGUUCUUUGUGGCGGGCACAUCCAAGGGCGAGCUUUUCACCUGUUUGCUCUACAAUUUGCAAACGCUGCAUCAGCUGCCGCUUGACGUCCCAAUCAACGUGGUGACCUUGACUCCGUCUGAAAGUCAUAUUAUUGUUGGUCUCAAUGACGGAAAGUUGAUUGUUGUCAUGCCUGGCAGGGAUGACAACACUGGCACCUAACGACCAUUCACUUUGGGCGCUACGUCCCGUUCCUUUGACUUUGGCGCUGGGUUGUCACCCCCUAUUGUUUGAAAUUUUGAUUUUUGCUUUCUUGUUUGUUUUGUUUUGUCGUUUUCCUUAACGUGUGAUUGCUUUUGAAUUGUUUGUACUCUUGAAUUUCUACCCCCUUUCGUCGUCCCCGCGUUUCUUCCUUGAUCAUUUCGAAC
Capsaspora owczarzaki ATCC 30864 is the source of this 14537-nucleotide messenger RNA. RefSeq lists its product as hypothetical. Lineage: Eukaryota; Filasterea; Ministeriida; Capsasporidae. Gene Ontology annotation, cellular component: cytosol; membrane. The transcript is spliced from 4 exons. The coding region runs from base 106 to 14331 and encodes 4741 amino acids. Gene Ontology annotation, biological process: intracellular protein localization. The record is from RefSeq and is a predicted model, not a curated record. Gene Ontology annotation, molecular function: protein kinase binding.